Malassezia japonica is the source of this 1218-nucleotide messenger RNA. Its product is annotated as cyclin-dependent kinase. The transcript has a single exon. Gene Ontology annotation, molecular function: ATP binding; protein serine/threonine kinase activity. The coding region runs from base 1 to 1218 and encodes 405 amino acids. The record is from RefSeq and is a predicted model, not a curated record. Gene Ontology annotation, biological process: regulation of mitotic cell cycle; protein phosphorylation. NCBI's taxonomy places the organism in Eukaryota, Fungi, Basidiomycota, Malasseziomycetes, Malasseziales, Malasseziaceae. Gene Ontology annotation, cellular component: nucleus.
AUGGACGGCGCGCCGCGGCGCAGCAAGUGGGACGUGGUCGAGGACCGGCGCGCGGACGCGCAGGCCGCGGCCGCUCAGCGCGAGGCACGCGCAAAGGAGGCGGCGCGUGCAGCGCUCGCCAAGCGGCGGCGGCCAGAAGCGCCGCGCAGUGGGCCGAUGCACGUCAUGCCGCCUCGCAGCGCCUAUCCGCGGAUUGCGGGGUGCCGCUCCGUGUCGGAAUUCGAGCGACUGAAUAGGAUCGAAGAGGGGUCGUACGGGAUCGUGUCGCGCGCGCGCAACAAGAAAACGGGCGAAAUUGUGGCGCUUAAGCAACUCAAGCUCGACAAGGAGAAGCAGGGCUUCCCCAUCACGUCCCUGCGCGAGAUUCACACGCUGCUCGAGGCGCGGCACCCGCACAUUGUCGAGCUCAAAGAGCUCGUUGUCGGCGACACGCUGAGCCAGGUCUACCUCGUGAUGGAGUUUGUCGAGCACGACCUCAAGACGCUCCUCGGCACGAUGCGCACGCCCUUUCUCCAGUCGGAGAUCAAGACGCUGAUGCAGCAGCUCUUGUCGGCCGUCGCACUGAUGCACUCGCGCUGGAUCGUGCACCGCGACCUGAAGACGUCGAAUCUGCUCAUGACGAACCGGGGGCGCAUCAAGAUUGCCGACUUUGGCCUCGCACGCCUCUUUGGCGAUCCACUGGAAGAGAUGACGGCGCUCGUCGUCACGCUAUGGUACCGCGCCCCCGAGCUGCUGCUGGGCACGCCGGUCUAUGAUACCGCGGUGGACAUGUGGUCGGUCGGCUGCAUCUUUGGCGAGCUCCUGCUAAAGGAGCCGCUCUUUCAAGGCAAGAACGAGACGGACCAGCUCGCACGCAUCUUUCGGCUGCUCGGCCGCCCGAGCGAGGCACAGUGGCCGAGCUACAUGGGGCUCCCACACGCACAAAAGUGGGGCAAGGCGGGGCCCACGCACAGCAUCCUGCACCACCAGUUCCGCUACUCGACCGAGGCGACGCUCGACCUCCUCGAGCGCCUGCUUACGUACGACCCCGCGCAGCGCAUCACCGCCGAAGCGGCGCUGCAGCACCCCUACUUUACCGAGUCGCCUUUACCGGCGCACCCAGAUAGCUUCGGGAGCUUCCCCUCGGCGGCGGCCGGCGAGAAGCGGCGGCACGCGUCGCCCGACGCGCCGCACCGGCCCACCAAGUCGACCGCCUACGCGCUCGAAUUCGACCUGUAG